This is a messenger RNA of Melospiza georgiana, 2995 nucleotides long. RefSeq names its product dishevelled binding antagonist of beta catenin 2 (gene DACT2). Gene Ontology annotation, cellular component: cytoplasm. The record is from RefSeq and is a predicted model, not a curated record. Gene Ontology annotation, biological process: negative regulation of nodal signaling pathway. Lineage: Eukaryota; Metazoa; Chordata; Aves; Passeriformes; Passerellidae.
GACCGGCUCGGCUCCGGUCUCCGCAGCAUCUCCGGGGACCGCUCCCGGCCGAACGGGCGCUCUCACCCCGGCUCUCUGUGCCGGUUCGCCGGCCCAUGUCUCUGCCAGGAGAGGGCGGGCACCCCAUCCCUUUUGGCUGCUGGGGCGGAGGACGAGGCGCGGGCAGCCCCCGGGCAGAGGCAGGGACAGGGAUGGGGCAGGCAGGAGCCGCCCCCGCGCGGGGCGGAGGGAGCGCUGGGUACUGGCUCCUCGCCCCGCGUAUCCACCCGGGAGGUGGCCCCGGCGCUGUGAGCCGCAGCCGCUUCCCUUCGCUCCCGCCCUCCCUCUCUCCCUCCCCCGUCCCCACCUCUCCUCCAAAACCGCAGGAGUCGCUACGGCUCCGCUUCACUCUCUCCGGUGCCAGCGGCGGAGGGGGGCGAGGGGCCCUCAGCGCAGGCACGGCCCGGGGCGGGAGCAGCCCCGCAUCGUCCCCGCCGCCCCCCUGCCAUGGCCGGUGUCGCGGCCCAGCGCUGACGAUGCUGCUGGGCGCCCCGCGGCCGGGCGGCUGGGAUCGCAGCCGGGUGGGCGAGAGGCUGCAAGCGGCCCUCGCCGGCCUCCAGGAGCUCCAGGUGCUUCGGGAGAAGCAGCGGGAGCUGGUGCGGGCCGCCCUGGCCAUGCCGCAGUGGCCGGCGGCGGGCGGAGAACAGCAGCCCCUGUCCGCCCACAGCAAGGAGCACCGUCUGGAGGUCACCCUCUCCGCCCUGAAGGAGCAGCUGUCUCGUUUGAGGAGACAGGAUGUCGGCUUGAAAAGUCACUUGGAUCAGCUGGACCAGCGAAUAAGUGAGCUGAAAUUGGACGUCAGUAAGACCUCCAGUGAAUACUUGGAUAGUGACAGCCGGCCCAGCUCAGGAUUCUACGACCUGAGUGAUGGUGGUUCUUGCUCACUCUCCAAUUCUUGCACCUCUGUGUACAGUGAGUCCAUCUCCUCCUCCCACACCAGUCUCUUACCCAGCUCUCAGCACCCUAAAGCAAGGCUCAGUGUGUUCGAUUACCGACCCAAGUCUGCAGAUGAAACCACUGUGCACACCACCAGCUUCCAGCAGCAGGGAGCCUAUGGCAGCGAUGGAUGUCGGAUUGCAGCCAGCAGAGAUGUUUCUGGGACUCCUGCCAGGUCCAGACCAAGGCCAGUUUCCACAGGUGACUUGGAAAGACUCAUUCCAGCGGACACUAGAUUUCAGAAAGAAAUGGAUCCCAAAUCCGUGUUGCCUCAGUGCCAUAAUGGAGACAUGCACUUGCUCAGCAUCGAUCCCAAAUUCCAGAAUGACUUGGUCUCCAAGAACGGCAUUGAUGUGUAUCCUUACCCAAGCCCCCUCCAUGCAGUCGCUUUACAAAGUCCCCUUUUCUCCCUGGUGGGAACAUCCCCAAAAUCAGACUUCCAAGCUCCUCCCAGCAAACCUAUGCCUAGUACAACAGGUCCCAGCUUGAUUAAGACUAGGCCAACCACUGAGGUCAAGCCGGGGGGUUACAUCAAUAAAUUGCUGCAGCUGACGAGAUGCAAAGGGAGCAGUCGGGCUGAGGCCAGUGAGUGGGUUUCACCAAAGAGCCAGCCAGCUGCAAUGCACCAGAGACUCAUUAUAACCCCCAGCGCCGGUGGAGUGAAAAUUAACAGCAGCAGUAGCCAGCUGGAAAAACAGAUGAGUUCUCUGGAGAGUAACAAAGCUGAAGGGAAGCUGUCAAUAGAGGUGCCAGAGGGGGAGUGUGCCAAGCAGCAGGAGACCAUGAGCUGUAUGAAUGAAGAACAGUCAUCCACUCGGCCUGACACAGAGCCAUCAGCUGUGAAUAGUUGUUAUCCUGCCAAGUCAGCAGCAAGGGGCUCUCCUCUGGCAGAAGAAACGGAGAGCAGCAUGGAGCGCAGUUUGUCCUACUCACAGCUGUGUCAAGAGGACUCUAGCCCAGACACCUGGAAUGCUAAAGCUGUCCCACCCAAAAAACUGCCCAUCAAAAGGUGUGGCAAUGCCAAAUUGGCUUACACUGGGGGUCAUGAACGAGUGACACGAGCUGAGUUUGUCCAUGCUCAAUUUGUCCCUGCAGAAUCCCAUCAAGUCCGGGUAAAGUUUGCCAGCUCCAAAACAAAGGCAGUGAAGAUAAAGAGGAGGAACAGUGAAAAGGUCAUUCGGCCUGGGAAGCAAGCCUUCUGCGUGGAGAAGAUGAGAGGGCCUCAUGGGGCCACCAAGCUGCCUGUUGAGUGGAAUCAGCUCCAAAGACCACAAGGAAUGAAGACCCUCAUGCGCAGACCUUCAUAUUCUGGAGACAUGGCUGGCAGAUCAUGCUCAGAAUCCAGUCUGUUCCCAGUGCAGGUCAGGCUCCCCGCUGUGCCAUCCAGGCCAGAGCUCUACGGAGCCUCUGCCAAUGCGCUGUAUUCCCUGGAAGCAGCUUGUGCCGACACAGGCAGCAGGAAGAAGCAGCGCAAGUGGCAGUCUACGGUGGAGAUCUCUGCCAAGGCCCAGCCGGCCGGCCUGGCUCACAGCUUUGGCCUGGGAGCGCCGAGGCAGCCGGCGAGGAGAGCCGGCGUCCUGCGCAGCGUCAGCACGAGGGCUCGCUCCAAGGGGCAGCCGCACGGAGAUUGUGCCAAGAGCGAGUCAGACCACUCCGAGUACUCUGCAGAGUGCGCCUCCCUCUUUCACUCCACCAUCGCAGAGACCAGCGAAGGGGAGGUCAGCGAUUUCACUGCCAACCGGUUCGGGGACAGCGAGUCCAGUGAAGGCGACUGGGAUGGCAGCAGUAACAGUAGCAGCCUUGCUCUUGACUAUGAUGAGGGGGAUGAAAGUGAGCUGAUUUGGCCUGAAGGUUCAGUCAGACAAUCCGUGACUGUCCAGACCUCUUCCAAGCCUAUUCCUCCAGUGCCCAAAAUCUGUCGCAUCAAAGCUUCAAAGGCACUGAAGAAGAAGAUAAGGAGGUUCCAACCUGCCUCUCUGAAGGUCAUGACCAUGGUGUAAGGGAGAACAAGCAUCUAUUU